GGGAUAUGAAUCAGCUCUGACUGCGUCACUGAAUGUAAACUUGACCUUCACCUCCCACCUGAAGCUAGUCGUGUGUGUUGGCCGCCGUCGUCAUUGUAGUGUCCAGUCCACUCCAGCAAAAUGAUGAAGAUAUUUGGGGAGACGGUGGAACCAUACAAGAACCAGCACUAUGCAGCUCUCAAGAAGGACUGUCAGGCCAAAGGUCACUUGUUCUAUGACAUGGAGUUUCCUCCAGAGGACAGGUCUCUGUUUUACACGCCUGGGAAACUGUCAGGGGUACAGUGGAAGAGACCAAAGGACAUUUGCAGCACUCCCAAGUUAUUUGUGGGUGGGGCUAGUUCUGGAGAUGUCCAUCAAGGUCGCCUUGGUAACUGCUGGUUUGUGGCAGCAUGUUCCUGUUUGGCUCAGUACAAGGAGAUCUGGCACCGAGUAAUCCCAGAUCAUGAGGAGCAAGAAUUCAACGAUGAAAAGCCAGAGACGUACGCAGGGAUUUUCCACUUUCAGUUCUGGCGGUAUGGCCAGUGGGUGGACGUUGUUGUGGAUGACCAUCUCCCCACCAUCAAUGACCAGCUGGUCUUCAUUCACUCCCAGUCCAACAAUGAGUUCUGGAGCGCUCUGCUGGAAAAAGCUUAUGCCAAGUUAUUCGGCACCUAUGAGGCUCUGGACGGCGGCGACUUGGCUGAAGCUUUGGAGGACUUUACAGGUGGUGUCUCUGAUCCAAUCGACAUGGUGGCAUUGAAUGUGGCGACUGACCUGGAUGCCAGACACACUUACUUCAAGCGCAUGCAGAAGGACAUGGAGAGGAAGUCCCUUAUGGCUGCUGCCAUCCCAGCAAAAUCCAGCGAGGAGAUGGAGACCUCGACCGACGUGGGUUUGGUGCGGGGUCACGCCUACGGGGUCACAGAUGUGAAGAGCGUGCCCCUGGAGGGCACUGGCAUCUUUGGCAUGUUUAACCGAGACACCAUGCCCAUGAUCCGGCUAAGGAACCCAUGGGGACAGGGAGAGUGGAAGGGGGCAUUCAGUGACGGGUCUCCAGAGUGGCAAAAAAUCAGCGAGUCAGAUCGUCGUAAAAUAGGGCUGACUUUUGAUGAAGAUGGAGAAUUCUGGAUGACCUUUGAAGACUAUUGUAAGAAUUUUACGAAUACAUCUAUCUGCCGAGUGGUGAACACGUCACUCUUCAGCAUCAAGAAGACGUGGCAUGAGGGGCUGGCUCAUGCUGCCUGGAGCAAACCUAACCUAGCAGGUGGAUGUCUGAACAACAGGGAUACCUUCCUGAAUAAUCCACAGUUCGUCUUUGAUGUCGGUCAGGCUGAUGAUGACGUUAUGUUCCAACUGAUGCAAAAGAGUACAAGAGGCAGGUCGGGUGGAGAAAACGUCACCAUUGGCUUUAGUCUGCUCAAGGUCGAGGAAAACCGACGAUAUCGUUUACACCAGCUCCAGGAGGUUGUCCAGUCCUCUGUGUUCAAGAACAGUCGCUCCAUCUUCAUGCGACCCACUUUGGUCAAAGGCAGAUAUGUUAUCGUGGCGUGUACGUUUGAGGCGGGGGUAGAGCUAGAAUUUCUACUUAGAAUCUAUACCAGUGCACCUAACGGAUUCAAACACAUGUUACUGGACCAGCCUAAGGCACCAUGGUACAACUGCUGCGCCAAACAGGCCCAGAUGGUGACCAGGAUUAAGGUGAUCCGUGCUCAGGGGCUGGAGAGACAGGACAAGCAGGGGGGAGCGGACCCCUACUGUGUCAUCUCGUGUGAGGGGGAGAAAGUGUACACCAAUGUUGUCAAGGAUAAUGUCAACCCGGAGUGGAACUCGUCUGCCAUCUUCUACAGGACAGACCCCGUGCAGAAACCCAUCAAGAUACAGGUUUGGAACCACAACAUCAUCAAAGAUGAGUACAUGGGAAAACAUGUGUUGAUGGGCUCUGACGAGUGCUCAGCUAAAAUGGUAGAGGUCGACUUGUUUGGGAGGAAAAACGAAAGUAAUGUGAAGAAGCCAGGAAAACUCAUACUGGAGAUAACGAGCUCUCGAAACCUCACUUUGCUUUAAAUCCACAUGCACGGCACAUCAGUCUGUUAAUUUCAACGAAGUGGAGAGCAAAAUGGGAGAUCUGUAAGGGGAGAUAACC
Molecule: messenger RNA, 2122 nt
Organism: Liolophura sinensis
Lineage: Eukaryota; Metazoa; Mollusca; Polyplacophora; Chitonida; Chitonidae
Product: calpain-5-like
Biological process (GO): proteolysis
Cellular component (GO): cytoplasm
Molecular function (GO): calcium-dependent cysteine-type endopeptidase activity
Source: RefSeq, a predicted model, not a curated record